AUGGCUGUUAUCUUUCUGAAGGUGCUGCUGCUCUCCUCGUUGUGUGAAGCCGAGUUCAGUGAAAUCUCUCAGCCCGUUUCCGUUCAGACGCUGAAGCUCAGCGAGUCGGCCGCCAUCGAAUGCAGCAUGAAGAGCGCAGCUCUGAACAGAGUGUGGUACAAACUGACGGCAGGAAGAAGACUGCAGCCCAUCGCAACAGUUGAUAAUCGGAACAACCGGAGCGUAGUUGCUGGUGAAUUUGAAAACCGUUUCUCAGUUGAGUUUGACGGCAUCAGCAAUCGCCUGAGGAUAUCAGCAACUUCCUGGGACGACGUUGGAACAUACUUCUGUGGAGAGAUGCACCGGGAUAAGGUUCAGUUUGGAUCAGGAACCUUUCUGUUUCUUAAAGGUACUAAUCUGAGCAGCGACUCUGUUGUCCAGCAGCCAGAGACCCGCUCAGUUCAGCCAGGAGAUUCGGUGACCGUCAGCUGCACCAUUCAGGCUGGUCAGUGCUCAGCAGGACACACUGCAGUCAUGUGGCUGAAAAACCUUCACGCCUCUCCUGCAGACAUAAUUUACUCAUCUGGGGAUAAAACCAGCAGCUGUAAGAGGGCAGGAAGCGGAGAAACGUGCGUGCACAAGCUCUUCCUGAAGAACAUCGACUCUGAUGACGCAGGAACGUACCACUGUGUUGUGACUGUGUGUGGACAUGUGCUGCUGGGAAAAGGAACCAGGAUUAUUCACAAUGAUGUUACGUCUCAAAGCAUUUUUACGGUCGACCCCAACGCUGCGAUAUUCAUCUCCUCCAUCAUCCUCACCAUCUGCGCCCUGAGUGUUUAUCUGGGAUCCUUAAUCUGGAUCAUCGAGGAGACAAACUGCUGCUUUGGUACCUGA
Molecule: messenger RNA, 873 nt
Organism: Xiphophorus maculatus (southern platyfish)
Lineage: Eukaryota; Metazoa; Chordata; Actinopteri; Cyprinodontiformes; Poeciliidae
Exons: 4
Coding region: 1-873 (290 amino acids)
Biological process (GO): response to bacterium
Source: RefSeq, a predicted model, not a curated record